CACGUGACUUUUGACGGGUUGGUGCAAGUCGAUCCAUCUCUGCUCUCGCACAGCGAUACUCCGUUACUGUUGGAGCUGUUGCUGCUUUUUUUCGACUGGAUUAUCGGAACAGCGCAAAAAAUACCAUGGAUAGCAGAGGCUACGGAUCGGGUUAUUCCAAUUGGGGGGGCGGAGGAUCAGGCAGCAGAGGUUCUGGUGGCUUUGACCUUUAUGGGGGAGGUUAUAAGGACUCAAUGUCUGGUCUCGGGGGCUAUGGAGGAGGAGGAGGAGGAGGCGGCGGUGGCGGCGGCGGCCACAUGAAGAGAGGUCUCUCGGGAGCAUCCCUGCUCUCAUCCACAGGGACACAUGCAGAUGCAGUCAUUGCCAAGAUUAACCAACGCCUGGACAUGCUCACUCAGUUAGAGGGUGGUCUAAAAGGGUCUCGGGGUGACAGGUAUGACCAGUACGAGUCAUUCGACUCGCGCACCUCCGCUCUGACCUCCUCCCGAGAUCUCUACAGAUCUGGCGGCAGUAGCUAUGGUUAUGGUGAUGGCCGUGGGGACAACAUGCUGUUGGGUCAACGAGGCGGCUCUGGCUUCGGAGGGGGAAUUGGUCUAGGGGGAGGAGGAGGCUUUGACAGCCCCUCCUCUUCCUAUGGAGUCGCUAAAAUGCGACAGAAUAUCAGAGAGUCCUUCAGCAGUGGCCAGGGAGGAGGUUCUGGAGGUGGAGGAUGGGCUGGAGCGGGCCGACGUUCCCCCAGAAGGGGUGGAAGUGCCGGGGGUCGAGGAGCUGGAGGAGGGUUUGGAAGCCGCAGGUCUGACCCCACUCCAUUAGGCGGAGGUGGACGGGGAAGUGGUAGUGGUGGCCAGUCCCACCGCGGCCACUCUCCAGGAGGUGGUAGAGGCAAGCUCCCAUCCCUCCUGUCCAACCGCAUGUACCCUGAGAGUGGGGGCUUCCAUCAGGGUUCCAUUCAAGGGCCUCACGACUUUCCUGGGAGGCAUUUUGGAGGGGGCCCACGGGCUGGCCGCCAGCGAGGCCGCAAGAGACCCCUCAACAAACAGGUGAAACCACAGCGUGAUGUUCAGAAGAAGAGAAAGCAGACAGUUACUGCAGCUGAUGAGCCAGAGUCCAAGAUGAACAAGACCGAGAAUGCAGAGUCAGAAGCUACUCAAGAGCAACCAGAGAAAAAUGGUGACGAAAAUCAAUCAAAGACUGCACCAGCGGAGACAAAACCUGCUGCAGAAGGCGAUAAAGCUUCACCCAAACAGGAGGAGAAGAAAAGUCCCCAAGGCAAACAGACCCCAGCCCAAGGUCAGGACAAGCACCCAAAAAUGAGGAAGAGGAGGGGCUUCCUGGAAAGGGUCAUGUUUGCAUGUUCUGUGUGCAAGUUCCGUUCGUUUUACAAGGAAGAGAUGGAAGCUCAUCUUGAGAGUCGCUUCCACAAGGACCACUUUAAGUUCCUUUCAGGCCAGCUGUCUAAGCCCACUACAGACUUCCUACAGGAGUAUUUGCAGAACAAGUUCAAGAAGACCGAGCAGAGGGUUGCCCAGUUGGAAAACCACAGUGCUGCCAUCUGCCAGAUGUACAAAGAGCAGGACCUCACCAGGGAUCUCGGUAUGGAGCACUUCAUGAAGAAGGUGGAGGCCGCCCACUGUGCAGCAUGUGACCUUUUCAUUCCCAUGCAGCCUCACCUGAUACAGAAACACAUCAAGUCUCCUGACCACAACUACAACCGGAAGGGCAUGAUGGAGCAGUCAAAGAGGGCCAGUCUGUCAGUUGCUCGAAGCAUCCUUAACCACAAACUCAUUGGCAAGAAGCUGGAGAGCUAUCUCAAGGGUGAAAACCCUUUCUCCGGUAACCAAGACGACCAGGAUCCAGAGGACUCCAUGGUGAUGGAUGUGUCAGAGCUAGAGUUGACCGGUGAGGCGGCAGACAGCCAGACGGACGCAGCACCCGUCAAGGAGGAGACGGUGGCUGAAGAAGAGACGGCCCAAGAAGCAGUGGAGGGUGAAACUGCACCACCAGCAGCAGCAGCAGCAGCAGCAGAGGAAGAUGAAAAGAUGGAGGAGGGGCUACUAAUGGAGGGAGGGGAGGAGGAAGAGCAGGGAAACCAGGAAGAGGAAGAAGAAGAAGAAGAAGGUUUUGAAGUUGGGGAGGAGGAGGAGGAAGAGGAGGAGGGAUAUGUGGUGCGCGAUGAGAUUGGCGAAGAAGUAUUACACAAUGAGCUGGAGGAGGAAGGAGUAGAAGCAGCUGAGGUCGAGGAGGAAGACAAGAAUGAUGAAUGACUUUUGCACCCUGUCUGUGACUUCUCAUCCUCAACAUCCGUCUGGACCAGUCAGUCACUCCCACAGUCCCAUUAAACCCAGUUUCAUUGUCAGGCACAUUAAGAAAUGUACAUACCUGCUCCCAUCGUCUUCAUUGUCUAACGACUGAGUUUAUAUAGUUUAAUUUUGGUUGAAGGAAUAGUUCUACAAUUUGGGAAAUACUUUUAUUCACAUUUUUUUCUAAAAGUUAGAUGAGGAAAUUGUCAGGAAAAAAAAAUUACACUGAGUUAAGGUUGUCAAAAGUAAUUUUUUCUUGAUGCCACAUAGUUGAAUCGGUACGCCUACACAAGCUACUAAUAUCCAGGACAGAUCCAGGCUAGUGGCUUCCCCACUGUCUUAAUGUCAGGCUCAUCACCUUCCUGCUCCUCCAGUCUCAAUGUAGACAUGAGCUGUAUCCAUCUUCUCAUUUAAAAGUCUGCAAGACAGCAAAUAAUUGUAUUUCCCCAAAAAAUGAAAUUGUUCCUCUUGAUGCUUUUUUGUUGUGCCUUUGUUCAGAAUAUUCUUGAUUUAGAUUCAGUUGUUCAGAAUUGUUUAAGAAAUCUUGAGUGUCGUGACGUUGAGCGAUAUUGUGUACUUAUCAGAGUGAAAUAAUGCCAUAGUAUUCUGCUCGUUGUGUUGACGGCCAAGGGAUGAUCUUCCAACCUUUUGGUAAAAUCUAGAAGAUCAUGGGCUUUUUUUUUAUUAAACACCUGCAGUGACUGAGGCAAUUGAGGGGACUGUCUGUAGAAAACUGAAGUAUGAAAUAUUCAAAAUUCAUAUUCAUGUAACAGUCUUGUUUGACUCUGAGUAAGAAAUAAAUUUGUUGAAUAAA
Molecule: messenger RNA, 3114 nt
Organism: Scatophagus argus
Lineage: Eukaryota; Metazoa; Chordata; Actinopteri; Scatophagidae
Gene: akap8l
Product: A kinase (PRKA) anchor protein 8-like
Exons: 13
Coding region: 126-2264 (712 amino acids)
Cellular component (GO): nucleus
Molecular function (GO): DNA binding
Source: RefSeq, a predicted model, not a curated record